CCUCUAAUUUGCAUACAAGAAUGAGGUGCCGCUUGGCUUCCAUGGGCCUAAUUUAGAUGGGGCAGUGCUUCUGCUCCUUAACCGAAAGCGGGAUACAGAAGACGACGGUGUCAGGGGCCUCUGUAGGGUAAAACAUGUUUAUUUUGCGUUCAACGAGAGCCUCUGCAUUGCAGCUAUUUUGCAUAUAAUUUGCAUCUUACGUAGUCUUUGUGGCAAAAAAAACAAAAAACAAAAAACUGGGCGUGCGCCGUAGCAAUCUCCUGCUAAGACGCUUCCGGUAGCAGCGCGUGACCGGACAGGUCUUUCACCUACCUACCUCGGCUCCCUUAAGCACGAGAAGUUCCGGCAAGUUCACCACUUCCGGUUCUUCUAGCCAUCCAAUAGCAUUGAGUGGCGCAUCCUCGGAAGUGACGCAAGCGGAGGACGACCUUCUUCCGGUUCCGGCCUGGAGAAAGCUCGUGAGGAGACAUGAAACUGCUCACCCACAAUCUUCUGAGCUCGCAUGUGCGAGGGGUGGGGCCCCGAGGCUACCCCCUGCGCCUCCAGGCCACGGAGGUCCGCAUCUGCCCCGUGGAGUUCAACCGCGAAUUCGUGGCGCGUAUGAUACCCAAGGUGGAGUGGGCGGCGUUCCUGGAGGCGGCGGAUAACUUGCGCCUGAUGCAGGUGCCUAAAGGGCCGGUUGAGGGGUAUGAGGAGAAUGAAGAGUUUCUGAAGACCAUGCACCACCUGCUGCUGGAGGUGGAAGUGGUGGAGGGCACCCUGCAGUGCCCGGAGUCUGGACGUAUGUUCCCCAUCAGCCGCGGGAUCCCCAACAUGCUGCUGAGUGAAGACGAAUCUGAGAGUUGAUUGUGCCAGGAGCCAGUUUUUUUUGUUACGACGGUGUGUAUUUUUGUUGCGUAUCCCCAACCCUUGACACAGUAACACACCAAACACACAGUGCUCUUGAGCUCCAUAGUAUAUAUUUUUUUCUCAUUAAAGGUUCAAAACCAAAA
Messenger RNA from Callithrix jacchus (white-tufted-ear marmoset), 992 nucleotides. It is a transcript of the gene TRMT112, whose product is annotated as tRNA methyltransferase activator subunit 11-2. The record is from RefSeq and is a predicted model, not a curated record. Gene Ontology annotation, biological process: rRNA (guanine-N7)-methylation; tRNA methylation; peptidyl-glutamine methylation. Gene Ontology annotation, molecular function: protein heterodimerization activity. NCBI's taxonomy places the organism in Eukaryota, Metazoa, Chordata, Mammalia, Primates, Cebidae.